This is a messenger RNA of Psammomys obesus (fat sand rat), 2184 nucleotides long. It is a transcript of the gene Zfp42, whose product is annotated as ZFP42 zinc finger protein. Bases 329 to 1237 code for a protein of 302 amino acids. Gene Ontology annotation, cellular component: transcription regulator complex; PcG protein complex. The transcript is spliced from 3 exons. Gene Ontology annotation, molecular function: RNA polymerase II cis-regulatory region sequence-specific DNA binding; DNA-binding transcription factor activity, RNA polymerase II-specific. Gene Ontology annotation, biological process: regulation of transcription by RNA polymerase II. Lineage: Eukaryota; Metazoa; Chordata; Mammalia; Rodentia; Muridae. The record is from RefSeq and is a predicted model, not a curated record.
UUCCCGGAUGGGUGUGGCCGGGCCGCGCCAGCCCGUCUGAAGAGCGAGCGGUGCAGCAGGCCGCGCGCUCCGGGCCGCCUAGGUUUCCGCCGCUGCCUCGGGAGCGCCACUGGCUCGUUCUACCGCGGGGCCCCUGGAGAAAUGGUCUAAGAGCUGAAACACGUGGCAAAGAAGACAGAGGCUUUUGCUCUCAUAGCGCAAGUGUACGGUGCAGCCAGCAGGCAGGUGUUUGCCAGUGGUGACUUUUUUGGAUCGAUCAGGGCUGCCUUGAAAGUGGUUUACAUUCAUCUUUCAAGAAGGAAGCAGCUAAGACUACGCAGUGGAGCAGAUGAAGAAAAUGGCACAGUCAAGUGGCCAGAACAGCCCUGGGGGAAGAGCCCUCAAAGCGAACCUAAAACAAGACCAAGACGGGGAAAGGCAAGUCCUGAAGACAAGAGCGGAACCUCCGUACAUAACGUACACCAUCCGGGAUGAAGGUGUGUGCAGUGGGUCCGGCCCCGCCGCUGAGGAAGAUGACUUUGUUGAUGGUUACAUAGAGUGCAUCGUGACAGGGGAGUUUUCUGAGCCCGUUUUGGAAGAGGAUUUACUCUUCAAAUCCUUCGAAAACCUAGAGCAAGCUGACCAAGACCUUUCUCGCCAUGUUCUGGAAGCGAGUUCCCUUCUUGAGUGUUCUUUGGAAUACAUGACAAAGGGGAAGAAACAAGAGGAAAGAGAGGCCAAGCAAGAGCUGCCUCUGCAGUUUGGCGCGACCUCGGAACUUGGGUGUUCUGAGCCCAGGAGCAGCAGGCAGCUUCCGGGUUUACCGGCUCAUAAGCAGCUUGCUGGGUUUUCUGGGGGGAAGCCAAAGGGCGGGAAAUACCGUGCUGCACUGCCCGCGCUGGAGUGCCCCCACGCCGGGUGCGAGAAGAAGCUGCGGGAUAAAAGUGCCCUGAGGAAGCACAUGCUUGUUCACGGGCCCCGGCAGCACGUGUGUGCGGAGUGUGGAAAGGCUUUUAUGGAGAGCUCGAAACUAAGGCGACAUUUUCUGGUUCACACUGGAGAGAAGCCUUUUCAGUGCACCUUUGAAGGGUGUGGGAAGCGCUUCUCGCUAGAUUUCAACUUGCGCACGCACGUCCGCAUCCACACGGGUGAGAAGCCCUACAUGUGUCCCUUUGACGACUGUCAAAAGAGGUUUGUUCAGUCAAAUAACAUGAAGAUUCACAUCCUAACCCAUGCAAAGGCAGGGAAGAAAUGCUGAAGACCAAGACAGAAUGUCCUGGGGCUGGGCAGUCUGCAUGGCAGAGUCACUGGGCAUCCAUGCACUGUAGAUUAUCAUUUGUAGGGAAGGAGUCUAUGGCUAAGAUAAUUUUGCAACUCUAGGUGGUGUACUUCUAUUUUUUUUAUACUUUAUUAUACAAUUUUAAGAACUUUUCUUUGUAUUCUAUAGUGUAGUUCUAACAGAAAAGUCAAUGAUGAAGUCAAUUCAAAAGCAUAAUCUUUAAUAUAUGUGCUACAUUAUUGAAUGUGAUGGGCUUUUUUCCAUACUUCAUAGAAAAUCACUGAUUUUUAAUUAUGCAGUUCCUAAUUGCCUAGCAUUUACUUUUAAAGAUGUGCUUCAUGGUAGAGGUGGUAAUCCUGACGAAUAACUUCAGCAGUAGUCAACAAAUGAAUGCUUACUCAUUUUUAAAUUAAAAUAUUUUUGAUUUUUGUUUUCCUCAUUGUAUCAAACUAUAAUAUAGUUAAAUGUAAAUAGUUAUAAGCUAAAGUUGGUCCAUCUAGAGAUUUCAGGUGUUUCAAAAUAAAAAUAUGAAACUCUAGAAAUGUGUUAAAUUUCUGAAGAAAAAAAAAAGAUACACCAGUCUUUUGGGGGAAAACUGUCAAAGCUAUUUUGAUAGGAUUUGCAAUAGUGCUUUAUUGAAUUUCUGAGGUUCCUCGCUACAGUGCCUCAAACACCAGAAACAUAUUCUCUUGUUAUGGAGGCUAGGAAGCCACAGGUCCCAAAUCAAAGGGUCACACCAGGAUCUUGUUUACCUGCUGUACCCCGUGUCACCUAACAUCUUUUGUUUUCUAUUCAGAUUUCCAUUAUACUGAGUAACAAACCUGAAGACCUCACCUUAAUUACCUAAAAAGACCAGAUAAGAACACAUUCUGGUUCUGAGGUACUGGGUGGUAAAGUUUGAAUAUAUGAUUUUUUUUUUUUUAUGU